Molecule: messenger RNA, 1095 nt
Organism: Prorocentrum cordatum
Lineage: Eukaryota; Dinophyceae; Prorocentrales; Prorocentraceae
Source: the annotation of a GenBank genome assembly
AGUGCCACGCCGCGGUACCAGAAGGUGGGCCCAGGCAUCUCCAACAUCAUGGGUACUCUGCCUCCCCAUUCAUGGCAGGUGGGCCGCGGGAAGGACGCCGGGACCUACCAUGGUGCCAACGGCACCAACGGGUCGAACGGCGGAACGUACAGCGGGAUCUUUGGCAGGAGCGGCACGGCGGCCUCGUCGUCUUCCCGCCCGCGUGCCGGCAGGGAGUCCAGGCCGGCACAGCUGCUGGAGGACGGCGUGUCCUACCAGGGGGAGUGGUGCGGCGCUCUCCGCGACGGGGAAGGCAUCGCCACGCUCCCUGACGGUGGCAGGUUCGAAGGCCAGUUCGUGCAGGACAGAGCCGAGGGCUUCGGCACUUUCACGAAGUCUAGCGGCGACGUCUACGAAGGCCAGUGGGUGAACAACCAGGCCGAUGGCGAAGGCGUGUACAAGGGCCGGGAUGGGCGCAUGUACAACGGCCAGUGGCAGUGCGACACUCAGGAGGGCAUGGGCACGGAGACGUCCGCAGACGGAACCAAAUACAGUGGUGGCUUCAGGCAAGGCAAGAAGCACGGCAUGGGUAGAUUCAUUUGGCAGGACGGUUCCAUGUACGAUGGCCAGUUCCUCGACAACAGCAUACACGGGGAGGGCGUGUACAUCUGGUGCAACGGCCGCAAGUACGAGGGCCAAUGGCGGAAGGAGCGGAUGCACGGCAAAGGGAGAUACUACUUUGCCAAUGGGUGCACGUACGAUGGCGAGUACACGAACGAUCACAAAAGUGGACAAGGCAUCUUCACUUGGGCCGACGGCCGCAUAUAUCCAGAUCGCCUUGCGUGGAGAAUGGGCAAGCAGCACGGGUACGGCGUGAUGACCAACUCCGACGGCCUGGAGAAGCGUGGCCUGUGGGAGGAUGGCCGCUGGGUCGCCGACCACCCUGGCCACCGCUGAGCGGGCCUCGCCGACCGCCGGCCUCGGCCUCGACAGCCCGCGGCCACUCCCUCCGCUGAUGCAGCGCGACGGCUCCGCCGCCGCUGCCGCUCUCCUGCCCUCGUCGCACUCCUCCUCGGCUCGUCGUCCUCCUCCUUUGGCACUGCUCCUGCCCCCCCG